Zootermopsis nevadensis is the source of this 690-nucleotide messenger RNA. NCBI's taxonomy places the organism in Eukaryota, Metazoa, Arthropoda, Insecta, Blattodea, Termopsidae. The record is from RefSeq and is a predicted model, not a curated record.
AUGUCGGCAGAGAUGUCUGGCGGAAGGAAGAAUGUCCCUCCUUCAGUGAAGAAUAUGAAAUUGAAGAAAGGAGAUCACUGUGGUCUACACUCUGGCGAUGUGGCAGUUCUCGCGUGGCAAGACAAGAAGCGAGUCACAAUGAUAUCAACUUAUCACAAGGAUGAUAUGCGUGUGACUCAAAACAAAGCCAACCGAGUACAGAUCAAGCCUGUUGUUGUUCGUGACUGCAACAAGGAGAUGCUGGGAGUUGAUCUGAAAGAUCAGAUGCUCCAGCCGUACUUGCUGGAACGAAAACGAGGAACAAAGUGGUACAUGACAUUGUUCAAAAGAUUACUGAAUGUAUCAAUACAUAACGCAAUGGUCAUGUAUCGGUCUGUUCCAAGUAACAGGAAAAUAGACACUCUGAAAUUCAGGAUUCUUCUCGCCCAAGGUCUCGUAGAGAAACACGGUCCUGCUGUUCCGCGCCCUGUAUCCGGCCGUCCAUCACUUCAGCCCCCACCUAAGAGACUCUCAGAACAUUUCCCGGAACGUAUUCCAUCCACUGGAAAGAAGGCUAGACCUCAAAGAAAGUGUGUGGUUUGUACGAAACACGGGAUGAGGAAAGACUCAAAAUAUUGGUGUAGUGAAUGUGGGGCAGGGUUGUGUAUAGAUGGAUGUUUCAAGAACUAUCACACGAAACUGAACUUCUAA